AUGCCAGCUUGCACAUUUUGUGGAAAACACGUACCGACUACCAGUGGCCUGAAGCGGCACAUCCAACGGACAAAGGACUGCCAUCAGCAAUGGCUCGCGAAGCUGAAGACCUUCACUAUUGCAGACUACGGCAACAAUGGGGAUAGCGACAAUGAAAGCGUAUACGAAGACGACUUACCUGAUGAACAGGCAUCGAGCAGUCACUCUACGACUGGGCUAGAUCAGCUCGGUAGUCCGCUCCUGCCUGUACCUCCCAAUAGCACCAUUGCAAGCAGCGCUGAUGGACUGCAUCCACCUGAACCAGAGGCGGAAGACAGCGAGCCAGUGACUGGGAGGGAGCGCUUUGUUGAGGGCUUUCCUGGGAUUGCUGGGCAAGGAUUGAGGCGGGAGGAAACGAGAUUUGACAAGCUUCGAAGGACGCAGGAGGAGCGGCGGCAAGCGGUUUGGGACCCUUUUGUAGACGAGGAGGAGUGGGAAUUGGCCCGUUGGUUGGCGAAGAACGUGGGGCAGAAUCAGAUAGAUGAAUUCCUGAAGCUGUCAAUAACGCGGAAUCGCACGAAGCCAUCCUACAAAAACAAGCAGAGUCUGAACGACAAGAUCGAUGCGUUACCUGCAACCGGCGCUCCAUGGGUACAAGAGAUCAUAACCAUUGCAGGUGAUCAGUUUGGAGAGGAUGGAAGGCUGAUGGAAGAAGAGGUGGAGCUAUGGUACCAGGACCCUGUAGAAUGCAUACACGAGUUAAUGGGGAAUCCCGCAUUCUCAGGAAAGCAGGCAUACGCACCGGAACGUGUAUAUGCUGAUGCUGCGGGGCGGAACCGGAUGUAUGAUGAAAUGUGGACAGGUGAUUGGUGGUGGGACGUACAGUCGAAGCUUCCUCCUGGCGCGACAGUAGCGCCGGUUAUUCUGGCUUCGGACAAGACCCAGUUAUCAAGGCAUCGGGGCGAUAAAGAGGCCUGGCCGGUAUAUCUAACAAUAGGGAACAUCGAGAAAGCAACUCGGCGGCUCCCUUCGUCACAUGCAAUGAUAUUGAUUGGAUACUUGCCUGUGGCAGAACUCGCCUGCAUCUCUGAGAAAGCAAGGUCGGCCGUCGGGUACAAACUAUACCACUUCUGCAUGCGGCGGAUUCUUGAAUCCCUUGUCAAAGCAGGUUCGGAGGGCGUUGAGAUGGUCUGCGCAGAUCGCUGGGUGCGAUUGGUGUUCCCGAUCUUGGCUGCGUACGUUGCAGAUCACCCCGAGCGCUGCUUAAUCGCAUGCUGCAAACAGAAUCGAUGCCCGCAGUGCCUCGUUGACGCAACGGAACUAGGGGAACUGCUUGACGGCUUACGCUAUCGUGAUGCUCAGCGGACCAAGAAGAUCCUCGAGCAUAAAGCUACUGGUCGCCGCGUUCGAGCCUACCUGGAGGAAGGUCUACGCCCUGUCGAUAAACCGUGUUGGACCGAUCUCCCGCACACCGAUAUCCACCGCUGCUUUAUGCCUGAUCUCCUCCAUCAGGUGCACAAGGGUAUCAUCAAAGACCAUCUUGUCCAGUGGUGCAUCCGCAUCGCGGGCAAAGAAGAAGUGGAUGCUCGCUUCAGUCGUAUGACCGAUCAUCCCGACAUUCGUCACUUCACGCAUGGUAUCUCGGGAAUCUCGCAGUGGACUGGGACCGAAUCCCGCGAGCUCAAAAAGGUGCUGAUAGGUGUGGUCAAUGGUGCAGUCCAGCCGGCUGUUGCCAAAGCAGCUCAAGCCCUGCUUGAUUUUUCGUAUUAUGCACAAUUUCACACCCACACUGACGAGACACUAGACUUGCUUCAAGCUGCUCUUCGUGAAUUCCAUGAAUAUAAGGAUAUCUUUCUUCAGUCUGGCACGAGGGACGAUUUCAACUUUCCAAAAAUGCAUGCGAUACUGCACUACAUCGACUCCAUCAGGUCCCGUGGGUCUGCAGACGGAUACAGCACCGAGCUUCCCGAACGCCUACAUAUCAACUUCGCCAAAGCUGCCUAUCGCGCCACGAACAAGCGGGAGAAUAGUGCGUUUACUACGUACUUGGAUUGGCGGCGUGCCGAAGCAGCAUCUGAACAAGUCGUCCCGGCGGAUAACGCAGAUUCGAACUCAGACGACGAAGACGAUACGCAGCCAGCAUCGGGUCAGCAGCCGUCCGGUCGCCUCAUCCUUCCUCGCAAGCCAACAUUUCCACAGAUGAAAUCUUCAGAGAUCAUUGAGGACCUCAAAGCAACCCAGUUUCUGCCUGCCCUAACUGAAUACCUGCAGAAAACCGGCCCUUCCAACCACCCAAUUCUCGCGCCGACUGUUGCGGACCGCUUCGAUGUGUACAAGCAAGUGAAAAUCCGGCGCCCCGACCUUCUUGUGCUAGAACCAAAUCAAGCAAGUGAUCGCAUUCGUGCAUCUCCCGCUUCAAAGGGAAGACCCGGUCGGUCUGGUACUCCCUCUCGUGCCGACACGGCACUCGUUCUGGCGAAUGAAGCCAGCAAUGUCUCUGAUUUGACCGCGCUUCGCGUUGCUCAGGUGCGAGUGAUCUUUGCACUACCUUCUCAUCUCAGAGUUUGCCCUCGAUAA
Gloeophyllum trabeum ATCC 11539 is the source of this 2556-nucleotide messenger RNA. RefSeq lists its product as uncharacterized. NCBI's taxonomy places the organism in Eukaryota, Fungi, Basidiomycota, Agaricomycetes, Gloeophyllales, Gloeophyllaceae. The transcript is spliced from 4 exons. The coding region runs from base 1 to 2556 and encodes 851 amino acids. The record is from RefSeq and is a predicted model, not a curated record.